UUCCGCCACCUAAAAAGUCAUGCAAGAUUUCUUUCUUCGCUUUCGUCGAGAGAAACAGAAGAGCGAGCGAAUGCUUCCUCGAUUCUUGUUGAUACCUACGCGUGGAGGAGGGGGCGCGGGGGGAAGAGAGAAAAGCUUUUGAGCCCUCCCUACACCAUCGACGCGCACAUCUCUCGCCCCACUCGCAUCUAUCCCAAGAUGUCUUCAUCCUCGUAUCUGGGCCUCAAGGUCCGGGUUGCGAUGACGUCGGGCGAGGUGAUUGAAGGGGUCAUCACAGAUAUCGAUACAGCGACGGGAUCGCUGCGAAUCGGACAGCAGGCAAUUGCAAGGGCCAACAUUUGCGAUCUCCAGAUCGUGACUGCUGGUGCCGAUCCUGGAGCCUCACUUUCUGUGCCGGCCUCAAGCCGAGCACAGGUCAGCUUUGCAGAUCCGGCCAUCGUCUCCUCGAGUCGUUCACUGGCAGAUGGUGUAGUGUCCCCGCCUGCGCCGCCAUCAGUCUCAUCGACGUCAUUAUUGUCGUCUUCCUCCUCGUCAUUGUCGGCGGCGGCGCUUGCACCUCCUUUUGCCACAGCGAGGGAUGCCCCUUUGACGUCGUCAGCCGCUUCUUCGCCCAAGCCGACGGGUCGAAGGGCGAAAGCCAAAGGCGUCGUCACACGAGGCGGCAGCAACAAUCCUGACAGCAAUAGCCGCAACACCGAAGGCAAGCAAGGUCAUGGCUGGGACGAGCUGACUCACAGUAUGCAGCGCCACGCCCAGCUCUCCAACAAGAUGGAAAAGAGUGGUCGCAAAGGAGGCGGAGCGGGCGCUCAGCGAUACAGCAACAAUCACAGCAGCUUCUACAACGGUGACAAUGAGCAAGGCGAUCAAGAGUCGGACCUCGAUGAAGAUUUUGACUUUGACGCGGCCCUAGGCAAAUUCGACAAGGAAUUUGGAUCAGACAGACCCUAGCACGCUCCUUGUCUCCCACAAUCGGCUGCCAGGGCUGGGAGGAACAAGGAACCGAGGGGCGCAGGACAAGCUUCUGCCCAAUGAACCC
Acaromyces ingoldii is the source of this 1036-nucleotide messenger RNA. RefSeq lists its product as hypothetical. The record is from RefSeq and is a predicted model, not a curated record. Gene Ontology annotation, biological process: deadenylation-independent decapping of nuclear-transcribed mRNA; P-body assembly. Gene Ontology annotation, molecular function: mRNA binding. Gene Ontology annotation, cellular component: P-body. The transcript has 2 exons. The coding region runs from base 199 to 948 and encodes 249 amino acids. NCBI's taxonomy places the organism in Eukaryota, Fungi, Basidiomycota, Exobasidiomycetes, Exobasidiales, Cryptobasidiaceae.